AUGCGCAGGCGCUGGAUUGUACGCAGGCGCUGCGGCGCCGGGUGUACUCUUUCUUGCCUUCGACCACGACCUCUCGACGCGUCCAUUGCUCUUCUUCUCCCCGGCGGACCAUCUGAAGAGGACGAAACGGACCGCCUUUUCUCACGUCCGCAUUGGAAUACGAAGGAUGGGGUACGCAGCGCUGUAUGGGACGCAGACCGCAUUGCUCUUCGUAGCCAGGUGCGAACACCACAGGAACUGAAACGGCGUGCUUUUCCUGACAUUGCGUGGACAAGAGGCUCGUUGUUCUAUGCAUGCAGAAGAUAUCUCCUUCAUAAUUUAUACCACGACCUGCAAGACUUAUCUGCGAAAGCAACGUCCGACCAGAACACUACUCUCGUGUUCGAUGCUGGAGAGACCGAGCUAGAAACGCUGCCCACAUCAGCUACUUCACCCAGCACGCCCUCCGGGACCCCUCGCAAGCGGCCUUUUCAUUCUGCUUUGUCGCGAGCCCUAUUCUCGCUCUGCUUCUCUGAGGCAUGUAUGCUGUUCUUGCUGCUCAUAUGCCAAGCAUUGGAUAUAAGUCACACCCGGGUCCGGUUGAUACACUGGCAAAUCUCCCUAUCCCUGCUACUCGUCGCCAUUGUGCUCGUCAUCCCCCUGUCAUACAGUAUAGUGCUCAGCAAUGGCUCAGCCCCACUCGGCGUAUCGCCUACGCGUCAACAGAUCCUCUCGCCGAGCCUAGCUCUGUACUUGGUACCUAAUGUUCUUUUCCUGCUGGCCUUGUCAUGCAUUCCUCUACCGGAUGGGAUGCCCACACACACCGUCCUGGCUUCGACUCUCUCGCGUUUGACUGUGAUUGGAACCGUCUUCCUCGGUCUCCUGUCUGGGUUUGGUGCAAUAUACACAGCGUGGGACUUCUUCCCAGUCUUUUCUCGGAACGCUAAGUCACAACCUACGGACGACGAAGUCCGUGCUGCUGAGGGGGGCCUACGGCGCAUCCAGGAAGAUCUUGCCCAACGUCAGAAGGAUCUCCAAAGGGUCGAGACCACAAACCAGCCCAAGAACCAAUCGAGCUGGCUAUCCAGAAACAUUUCGAACUUGCAGGGCAACAGCGAGGAGUCGUCAUUGGCUCAAGAAAUAACGGGUCUGCGGGCACUCGAAUACGAGAUGUCUCGGAAUGUGGAGGUCCUCAAGCAACGACAAGCCGACGCGAAAUUCAAUAGGACGUUGGCUGGACAGGCCUUCAACUGGGGCGGACGCCUUUUUGCGGUUUAUUGCAUAUACCGCGUUCUCGCUUGCUUACUGAACCUCGUCCUACCCCGCGCCCCGCCUUCCGCGCCGGGUGAAUCAAGUACCACGAAUGCGGAUAUAGUCAGCUUUGUGCUUGCGUACCUGCUUUCCUACCUCCCCUUCAUCCAUCUUCCCGAAGACAAGAUCUCCGUCAUCUCACGCCAGAUCAGCUUGGGUUUAGUGGGCGCUAUUAUCCUCAGUAGCAUUCGUCGAGUGCUGCGUGGAGUGUCCAGGCUUUUGCGGGUGACCAGUAGAUCUCUUGGCGCUUCGCUGAUGCUACUCACGCUCGCGCAAGUCAUGGGCAUCUACCUGCUCUCAACGCUCAUCCAGCUGCGGACCGCAUUCCCUCCGCCGCCAGCACGGCCCGAUAUGGACCCGGACGUGGGCAUCUCCAACCUGUUCUCGACCCUGCCCGAGUGGCAGUUCUUCGGUUCGCUGUUCGACGGGGCGUUUCUCCUCGCCGCCGCUGUGAGUGCGGCUGUGCGCUGGCUCGGGGAUAGAGUGACGGGGUAG
This is a messenger RNA of Trametes versicolor FP-101664 SS1, 1785 nucleotides long. RefSeq lists its product as uncharacterized. The coding region runs from base 1 to 1785 and encodes 594 amino acids. Gene Ontology annotation, cellular component: membrane. The transcript has 9 exons. NCBI's taxonomy places the organism in Eukaryota, Fungi, Basidiomycota, Agaricomycetes, Polyporales, Polyporaceae. The record is from RefSeq and is a predicted model, not a curated record.